This is a messenger RNA of Pseudo-nitzschia multistriata, 2800 nucleotides long. Lineage: Eukaryota; Bacillariophyta; Bacillariophyceae; Bacillariales; Bacillariaceae. The record is from the annotation of a GenBank genome assembly.
GUAGAUUGCAGCCCUCGACUUACGACAUACGGUACGAUGCGAUCACUAUCAAUAAUUUGAAUGGAAACCUUCCAAAACAGCAGAACAAGGUAAUUCACUGACAGCAGACUCGUCAUCGUCGCACUAUUUAAUCGAUUGCCAAGUAGAGGUGUUGGARGAAACCACAGGUUCAGGUUGCUUUCAUUUGAUUUGCAUCGCAGACAGUCUUCMAAGGAGCUUGAAGUAAAGGUUUGGGAUUAUAAGACAGAAUAGGUUUUGUCUGCAUUACAGCGCGUCUUUCAAUCAGCGUUUAGUGCAGUUGUUCAAACAGAACACAGGAUUAGUCUCACAAAUAUCUCAGCCAACCUGAAAAUUAGCGAAUUUACCCUGGAAAGGGCUGACCAUAAUACUAUUAUCGCCACAUGCUAAUCGUUUAGUUUGGUGUUUGGUUCUUUAUCAUAAAAAACAACGAAGGCGUGUACGAAACACCAACGAACUACCCGACAUUCAAUUAUACAUUCGAUAUAUACAACGAACAACAAAAUGGCGCCCAACAUGGAUCGCAACAACGCGUAUGCUGUGCCAUCCUCUUUCAGCAACAGCAGCAACAAAAAGAGCAGUCACAUGGAUGACAUACUCCGGGAGAACAAACAGGGCAUGGACCCAAACGCUGUGGAUAAACUUCUUACUCAAGAAUUGCUGUCCCUAUCUGUCAGGGAUAGAAACGACAUUCAGGAAGAAAUACACGGCGUUAAGUGCCUGGCGAUGGACGAAACCCCAGAGCUGAUCGAGCGAUCCCUGCGCGAGUUAGAAACCGAGCUGGAGGAGCGAAUACCAGACCGGAAGAAACAGGCGUACCUCAAGAGCAAGCAGCAAGUGACUAACCAACUUGUGACACAGGAACCAUCUCUGAACAGCGGCUCGGGUCAUAUGUCGGAUCCUGGAUCCCUCCAAUUCGUACCACAGCAAAGCGCUCAUCUUUCUUCGUCCUAUGUCAACGAGGACGAAUUUCGUCUGCGUUUCUUGCGGUGUGAUUGCUUCAACGUUGCAAAGGCCGCCAAGCGGCUAGUCAAAUAUCUCGACUUGCUGGUGGACYUGUUUGGUGAAAUCGCUUUGCAAAGGCCCAUUCGGUUGUCAGACUUUACCAAGGACGAACUUAGGGAUAUGCGCAAGGGGAUGAUCCAGCUGCUKCCGUUCCGGGACCGGAGCGGACGCCGGAUCGUGGUAUUCUUUCCGGAGGAAGAGCGAUCGCAGAUUCCGCCCAUCACUAAGGUGAGCAAUGCGAUGUAAUUCUAUUCUCUUAAAUACCUGUAUCACUAUGAAAUUGUCUAGUGUUGGAAGUAUCRAUCCGACCUUACACAUUUUUUCUYCUCRUUACGUUGUUUUGUACCUUACUUGUUAUUCCUUUCUUGCCUAUAAAAUGAAUCAAAACGCGGUACAAAAACACCCUCCGAAUGAACAAUCAAAAUACAGGCCAGGAUAGCCAUGUACAUGGGGUGGGUGGCCGGAUCAAACGAUGUCAUCACCCAGCGAAAGGGACUGGUCGUCAUGGCCUGGUUAGACAAAUCAUUUGUCGAACGAAACCAGUCCUGGAACAUUAAGUACAAGUUCUACGAAAUGGUUUCCACAAGGAUAAGUGCCAUUCACAUGUGUAGUCCAGACACGCCUCACUACCGCUUUCGGCGGGCUGUGGGGACGAUGCGAUGCGGGGUCGAGUACCUUUCGAAGCUCAAUUUUCACCUGGGUGAAUCAGUUGAGGUGCAUUACAAGCUGCAGGGAUACGGUAUCCCCACGGAGCACAUUCCCAUUUCCUGGACUGGCAAAAUCAAACUUCAAUACCUGAAGCAGUGGAUGCGGAUCCGKCAAGCUAUCGAGAACCCCGAAAUAUGCAGCAACGAGGAUGAGGACGACAACAGGAGCAGUAGUACCAGAAACAUMGAGGGAGCAAGUGACGGCAAUAGYAACACCACCAACAACUCCAACAUCAUCGAGUGUCCACAGUUUCAAGACGUCAUUUUUCGGCAGGGGACCUCUGGGAUGUGCCACCCUGGCAACGUGACUUUUCGGAGUCUGAUCGAAUCCGUCAUAAUGCAGGAGGAAGAAUCCCAGCGCCUGCAGAAACAACUCGAGCAUAUGAUGGAGCGAAACAACGAAACAAUGAACACUACUAACACAAAGAAGAGCAAAAACAAAAAGGUCAAGAGAAAAAUCAAGCGGCCCAAGCAACUCGCGCUUGAGAUAUACGAGGAGCGGCAGCGAACCAUUCAUGCUGCCGAUGACAACGAGACGGCGAAGUUGAACAGUACCACCGGUCGAUAUUUGAUCUGGAACAACGCUAAAGGUUGGUGGAACGAGAUCUGCGAUCGAGAACAGAUUUUGAUGAAGAUCGAGUAUAUGGUCCGGGAAUUUCAGAAAUCGUCCUCCUCUAAAUUAUCUAGGAGCAGUCUUCGCAAAAAWAAAAACAGUUYGGAUUCUGKUCAUAACCACAGGAAAAAUUGCCAAGAAUCAGUACAGCUCGAGAGCGAAACGAAUUUGUUCCGGGCGCAGGGCGGAGGCGGACUUUGCACCGUUCGAUCAGAUUCCGAGGAGGAAAACAACUAUCAACACCAUACAAAAAACAUCCAUAACAACAACAAACGACAACGACUGAGCCUUGUGAGUCUGAGUAGCCACGAAGAUAGUUAUGAAUUCGAAUCUACCGAUACUAUAUGCAACGCGGAAUGUUUUGGUAUGAAGUUUUCACAUUUUCUAACCUAGAAAGUAAUGAAUGUAUAAUAAAACCUAUUCCAUCAGGGAUCUGAACUAAAUUAUAGCUAGAAUA